GCCAGAGUUAAGGUUCGAUGGAUCACACUAUCUCGCAACACGGUGACGGUGGAGCCAUCAACAACUCUGCCCAACGCCACAUUCAUUCCACCCUUCGCGCAUAUAAUCAAGCCCCCUUCAGUCACAGCUGAUGACCUUGAGAACAGCUACGAGGACGAUGAUAACGAGGAAUUUGACGAUAAUGGGUGUGUCCUUGAAGAACCUUCCACCUCCGACUUCUCUCCUCCUCCGAUUGAGAGUCUCCGCGAAGAUUGCGCCUUCUCCUCUUCACCGCCUAUCAUCCACACAUCAACUCCAGUGGUAUCGGGGGUUCCGGAAUCGCAGGAUUGGUCACAACUCAUCAGUAGAGUGGAGAAGAAGUUCUCGUGCCUACUCUGUGCGAAUUCUUCACCAUCGGUAUACUACUAUAAUGGACGGACGGAGGUCGUGUUUCAUGUGGUUACGAGGCAUCUCCUGCGGAAGGAGAUUGAAGAUGACUUAGCUCACCAUAUGAAGCUGACCAAUUCUUUAAAACAACGAAUUGGAGUUCUAUUCGUCGAUGGAAUGCAUAUUCGGUCUGGUGUGCACUAUAAGGAUGCAGAACGCGUUGAGGCGGCAUUGUUUCGCUCGGUUGAGUUACAUUUGCGAUGGAAAGCGUUGCCAGGGUUAGACCCUACUUCACCACCUCAGAAUAUGUUUACUUGCUCUGGUUGUCAGGCUGUUUUUCAAAAUGAACAGAUGGCAGUGAGUCAUAUUAAUCAAGAAUUGCGCUCCCAACUUCCAGAUUUUAUGCGAGCUCGUUCCUGCCCCUGGUCAUUGAGCACUCGUGAUGAAUGGGUGUGGUGUGUUCCUGACCUCCAAGUGUCUCCCAUCAUCUCUCUCCAUCCUCCACCCCUCCAUCUUUCCCUUGGAUCCUCACCUCCACGAGAAUUUUUCUCCGCAGCCUCACUUUCUGCCUCAGAUGCACUGUCAGGGUCUAGAGGCCUCCUCUUUGCCAGUAAUAUCUCACCUUCAUCGCAUAGUAGAAGACAGUAA
Molecule: messenger RNA, 1014 nt
Organism: Rodentolepis nana
Lineage: Eukaryota; Metazoa; Platyhelminthes; Cestoda; Cyclophyllidea; Hymenolepididae
Source: the annotation of a GenBank genome assembly